Molecule: messenger RNA, 525 nt
Organism: Paramecium tetraurelia
Lineage: Eukaryota; Ciliophora; Oligohymenophorea; Peniculida; Parameciidae
Exons: 3
Molecular function (GO): phosphatidylinositol binding
Source: RefSeq, a predicted model, not a curated record
AUGGCUAACUAAACUCUCCAAGACUAGAAUAUAUCAAAAUUUAAUUAAGAGAAUGAAAACAAUUCAAAUUACCCAAUAAUGGCCUUCCUAAACAGAUAAAACAAAUAAAGAGUAAAAAAACACUUAAACAGUAAGCAAUAUGAUCAAUAAAAUUGUGAAUUUUAAGUUGAGGUUAUAAAUUACAAAACCAUAGAAAAGCAAUUUACAAUAUACCAAAUAAAGGUGAUUUAUGGAUCACUUUAUUGGAUAUUCUAAACAAGGUAUAGUUUGUUAGAGGAUUUGAAUUCCAAACUCAAUAAAUAGACGGUUUAACGAUUGGAAAAGUUUCCCGAGAAAAGACUUUUUGGGAACUUAGAUUAGUAGUUCAUACUGAAACGCAAAACUUAAAUAGAUUUUUACCUUAAAAGUCUGUUUAAAUAAGGAAGGAAUGAGAAAGCAGUUAAAGAAUUUAUCAAACAAUCACAGAAAGCUGCUAUAGAAAUUAAUGAUCCAUGUGAAUUAAAACAUUUUAAAUUAGACGCUUGA